AUGGCAGUGGUAACAGAGUAUGCGGGAUACAUAGCCCAUUUAACUACCUGGGUGGACGACCUAGACAGCUGCAGCCGCAGGCUGAAUCUCCGCAUCAGGGGAGUGAGAAAGGGAGGCCCAACAGAAAAUACUGCUGAACUACUCCACACCAUUUUCAGCCAGGUGCUGGGCGGCCAACAAUUACCCCGUCUGGGCCUAGUGAGAGCCCACCGAGCACUGAGACCACCUCUAUUGCCUGGCGAGCAACCAAGAGACCUGGCGAGCAAUCAAGAGACAUAG
This is a messenger RNA of Pelobates cultripes (western spadefoot toad), 279 nucleotides long. The record is from the annotation of a GenBank genome assembly. NCBI's taxonomy places the organism in Eukaryota, Metazoa, Chordata, Amphibia, Anura, Pelobatidae.